AUGGAAAUAGUGGGGUGCCGAGCAGAAGACAGCUCGUGUCCUUUCCGCCCUCCAGCCAUGCUCUUCCACGGGAUCUCUGGAGGCCACAUCCAAGGCAUCAUGGAAGAGAUGGAGCGCAGAUCCAAGAGCGAGGCCCGCCUGACCAAAGGCGCCCAGCUCAACGGCCGCGACGCGGGCAUGCCCCCGCUGAGCCCGGAGAAGCCCGCCCUGUGCGCCGGCUGCGGGGGCAAGAUCGCCGACAGGUACUACCUGCUGGCCGUGGACAAGCAGUGGCACCUGAGGUGCCUGAAGUGCUGUGAAUGUAAGCUGGCGCUCGAGUCCGAGCUCACCUGCUUCGCCAAGGACGGCAGCAUUUACUGCAAAGAGGAUUACUACAGAAGGUUCUCUGUGCAGAGAUGUGCCCGCUGCCACCUCGGCAUCUCUGCCUCCGAGAUGGUCAUGCGCGCCCGAGACUCCGUCUACCACCUGAGCUGUUUCACCUGCUCCACGUGCAACAAGACCCUGACCACGGGCGACCACUUUGGCAUGAAGGACAGCCUGGUGUACUGCCGCGCCCACUUCGAGACGCUCUUGCAAGGAGAGUAUCCGCCGCAGCUGAGCUACAGCGAGUUGGCGGCCAAGAGCGGCGGCUUGGCCCUGCCUUACUUCAACGGCACCGGCACCGUGCAGAAAGGGCGGCCCCGGAAACGCAAGAGCCCGGCGCUGGGGGUGGACAUUGUCAAUUACAACUCAGGUUGUAACGAGAACGAGGCCGACCACCUGGACCGGGAUCAGCAGCCUUACCCGCCCUCACAGAAGACCAAGCGCAUGCGCACCUCCUUCAAGCAUCACCAGCUGCGGACCAUGAAAUCCUACUUUGCCAUCAACCACAACCCGGACGCCAAGGACCUCAAGCAACUUGCUCAGAAAACAGGCCUGACCAAAAGAGUUUUGCAGGGAGAACAAAUCUUGGGGCAUUACAGCCAAACAUCCCGACGUUUGAAAAUUCCCUAAAGUAUUAAAAGAAGGGGAAAAGUUUGAUCGGAAAUCCACUGCAGUGAAGACAAAGACAAUAUUAGGUUAUGAUAAUCAUACAUUAAAAGAUCUAUUGAGCCAAAAAAAGAGAGAGAGAGACAGAGAGAGAGAAAGAGAGAGAGAGAGAGAGAGACCAAGAGACUUAAAUGUCAUUUACUGAAUGUUAACAAAACUUCUGUUCUUUAUGAUGUCUAACACAAAUGGAGGCUUAAAAUUAUAUGAUUUUAAACAAAGUGAGACAAACCGUGUAUAAACCAGAGCGGCCAGGCAGUAAUAUGCCCACCCCAGAGCUGAAGAAAAUUAUUCUUGGAAAAAAAAAAAAAUCCCACACAUUUGUCAAGCACAGUACUUGUAAAAUAAAGUCCAAAAGCAUUCAUUUCACCUGCUUGCUAAUGUGUUUUAGUCCUAUCUGUUAAUGACAUUUUCCAACUGUAAAUUCAAAGAAAAGCUAUCACUCAUUUAAGAGGAUAGGGAUCAGACCCCAGUAAUUUUCGUGUUAUUGUUUAUUACUUCCUUUUGAAACAGAAAUCUCUGCAUGCAGUUUCACAUCUGUCACAUCUAGUGUACACCUCUGUAUGAUGACUUAUCUUUGCUGUUUCUUGUAUGAUAAAUAGCUUUCAUUAAUAAACAUCUUAUUCGAUGGAAACAUAGUUAACUUUAUGUUAAACACACACUUUUGGAAUUAAUUUUGAACACUGUCAUAAGAGGCAGCGCGACCCAUUUCCAACUUGUUAUACUUAGGAAAAAUUCCAAAUGAUAUAAUGAGGAUAAGUUCUGGUAAUC
Dama dama (fallow deer) is the source of this 1797-nucleotide messenger RNA. RefSeq names its product LIM homeobox 9 (gene LHX9). The record is from RefSeq and is a predicted model, not a curated record. Gene Ontology annotation, molecular function: RNA polymerase II transcription regulatory region sequence-specific DNA binding; DNA-binding transcription factor activity, RNA polymerase II-specific. The transcript has 5 exons. NCBI's taxonomy places the organism in Eukaryota, Metazoa, Chordata, Mammalia, Artiodactyla, Cervidae. Gene Ontology annotation, biological process: neuron differentiation; regulation of transcription by RNA polymerase II. The coding region runs from base 1 to 993 and encodes 330 amino acids. Gene Ontology annotation, cellular component: nucleus.